Molecule: messenger RNA, 1176 nt
Organism: Copidosoma floridanum
Lineage: Eukaryota; Metazoa; Arthropoda; Insecta; Hymenoptera; Encyrtidae
Product: protein rolling stone
Cellular component (GO): membrane
Source: RefSeq, a predicted model, not a curated record
GGCCCGUUUCAGUCAGUCAAUCGCGGCUCCCACAUGGGUGUGUAAAAAGGCUCUCUCUUCGAGCUGCUCGAUCCUGCACUGUGCGUUUACUCGAUUCAUUUCGUGCUUCGAAUUUAACUUGGGCACACUCGCCAUUUUUACUCGAUUCGUCUAUCAUUUUUUUACAAACAAGUGUAUAUUAUAAAACAGCAGCUGCGACGACGGAUAUUUGUUCAUCCACGACUGGAUAUACUUUAAUAAAGGGCGACAGGUAGACGAGCGAUGGUGAAAAAGCUGUGGUUCCGCGAUCUAGGCCGAAGAUGGUUCGACGCCAGUAGGAAGUUCGAGCCGCCGGCCGGCCGGUGCUUCAGCGAGCCCAAGUGCCAGGACAGGCUCGAGUUGUGGUACCUGCUGUACCGCUGGCUGAUAUUCGGGCUGUGGCUGGUCGUGGUGGUCUGCUCGGUCUUCGAGAUCGGGAGCGUCAGUCCUCUGGGUCUCCCCGAAAAAUGGCCGAUCUAUUUGACCAACUGGGACAUCAGCUUGGGCCUCCUCCAGGCCCUCUUGGCCUGCGUCAUCGUCAGCCGGCGCUGGCGACAACAGCACCGCUGCAAGAACGCCGCAAGUGGCUUCGAUCCCUCCAACCUAACCUACGGCAAACUAGAAAAGAUCUACUGGUUUCUGUACGUGGUAACGUCGAGUCUCGCCAUCGGGGUGACGGCCAUCUACUGGGCCCUCGUGCACGAUCCCCGCUACCACAAGGUCGACGCGCUCAACCUGAUGAUCCACGUGAGCAACAGCCUGCUCAUGCUCGUAGAUCUAGGUGUCGCCGGGGUACCGCUCGAGCUGCGCUGCUUCUGGUGGUGCCCGCUCUUCGUCAGCUUGUACCUGCUUUUCAGUGUGGCGUACUACGCCGCCGGUGGGCUGGACAAGCGCGGCGAGCACCGUAUUUACAACAUACUCGACUGGGAAAAGCCGGGCCGGACGCUCGUCGUGUGCGCCGCGGGCUUGAGCUUCCUCGUGCUCGCGCACUGCGUGCUGUGUCUGCUGGCCGGAUUCAGGGACCGGGUGUUUGACCGCAGACGCGCCACCAAGUACGCCGUGGAAAAGGUCACCGCUGCCUCCGUAGCUGCUGGGACCUGCAGAACCAAGGACGAGCUAAACGCGUCGGUGUGAUCGUGAUGGUGAGGCGAUGCUACU